Messenger RNA from Beta vulgaris subsp. vulgaris (sugar beet), 1557 nucleotides. RefSeq lists its product as uncharacterized. The transcript is spliced from 3 exons. The record is from RefSeq and is a predicted model, not a curated record. NCBI's taxonomy places the organism in Eukaryota, Viridiplantae, Streptophyta, Magnoliopsida, Caryophyllales, Amaranthaceae. The coding region runs from base 1 to 1557 and encodes 518 amino acids.
AUGGAGUACUACACUAGAAUUAUGAAGAAGAUGAGCAAUAAAUCUGGAUUUGGGUAUCAUGUUAGAUGCAAAACUCUCAAGCUUACCCACCUUAUUUUUGCUGACGAUUUAAUGCUGUUUUGCAAAGGAGAGGUUAAAUCUGUUGUGCUGAUGAUGAGGGCUCUUAACUCUUUUUCUCAAGCUUCUGGAUUGAAAGCUAGUCAUGAAAAGUCAGCCAUCUACUUUGGGAACAUCACUGAAGAAGUUCAAACAAGGCUUCUGCAAGUAACUCGGUUUAAGAAGGGCAGAUUUCCCUUCAGAUAUCUAGGGGUUCCUAUAAUCUCUAAAAGAAUAACUACUGCUGACUGUGAUAUCCUGGUUGAUAGUAUACUGCAUAGGUUACCCUGCUGGACAUCUAGGCACUUAUCCUAUGCUGGCAGGAAUGUGUUGGUGAAUAUAAUGCUACUUAGCCUCCACAUUUACUGGGCUCAAGUAUUUAUAAUUCCAAAAGGGGUGAUGCAGAAGAUUAUGCAGCUUUGUAGAGCUUUCUUGUGGGAGGGUAAGGCCUAUCUUACUAAGGCUCCUCUUGUUAGCUGGGACUGGGUCUGUAGACCUAAGAAAAGUGGUGGGUUGGGUAUUAGGGACUGUAAGUUGUGGAAUAUGGCAGCAAUUGGAAAGUACACCUGGCAAAUUGCUCAAAAGGAGGACACUUUGUGGAUUAAAUGGGUUCAUUGUAUAUAUAUUAAAAAUGAGAAUUGGUGGACUUAUGUGGCUCCCUCAUCUGCUAGCUGGUCUUGGAAAGUAAUCUGCAAGAUGAAGGAUAAAUCGAAAGCUGCUUAUCAUAAUAAUCUUUGGAUGGAUGGCAACAAAGAUUAUACUGUUAAGCAAGGUUAUAAUUGGCUCAGGGGAGAUCAAGACACUGUAAGGUGGAAGCAUUGGGUAUGGAAUCCAAUCAACAUCCCUAAACACUCAUUCAUAGCAUGGCUAACUAUGUUGGGAAGGCUAAGAACACGAGAAGAACUGCAACAAGUUGGAGUUUGUCAAGAUGCUUCUUGUCUCCUAUGUCAGCAGGGGCACGAUUCAUGCUCUCACUUAUUUUUUCAAUGCCAAUUCAGUCAAGAAGUGUGUAGGGGGAUUAUGAACUGGCUACACCUGAGGAUGUCUGCACAAGAAAGUAUCUAUAGUCACUGGAGGAAAUGGGGGAGGAAAUUCAGAAGCAAAGUUCAACAACAAGUAGCUUAUGCUUGUUUAGCUGCUACUGUGUACCAUAUUUGGAGAGCCAGAAAUCACUCAUUAUGGGAAGCUGCUGUCUUGAGACCUGAUGUGGGUUUGGGUUAUGCUGGGCGUGUCUUUGUUGUGUUGUUUUCUGUUUGCUUGCUGCUGAACAUCGAUGUUGAGAUCAAUGAUGGGCAUAUGGCUAUUAGGUUGUUGUGCUCUUUACCGCCUUCGUAUAAGCAUUUUCGAGAUACUUUAUUGUAUGGUAGAGAUGAUUUGAUUUUGCAGGAUGUUAAGGAUGUCGUAACUCAGAGAGAUUUAAUUGACAAUAAGUUGGUUAAUAAAUCUAGUAAUUUUGCUUAA